Messenger RNA from Mesocricetus auratus (golden hamster), 10432 nucleotides. It is a transcript of the gene Znf462, whose product is annotated as zinc finger protein 462. Gene Ontology annotation, cellular component: nucleus. Gene Ontology annotation, biological process: regulation of gene expression. Lineage: Eukaryota; Metazoa; Chordata; Mammalia; Rodentia; Cricetidae. The record is from RefSeq and is a predicted model, not a curated record.
AGCGCUCGGAGCGAGCGGCCCCGACCUGAGCGGGUUGACCUCUUUCUUUCUCUGUCCCUCUGCUUCCUCUCCCCCUCCUCUGUCUGCCCGUGUCCCCCCCCCCCGCCCGAUGGCAAAGCCGUGCGGAUCGGCACCCCCCUCUUCCUCAGGUUCCUGAUGUGAGAGGGGAAGCCCCUGACCAUGGAGGUGCUUCAGUGCGAUGGCUGUGACUUCCGGGCCCCGUCUUAUGAAGAUCUCAAGGCGCACAUCCAGGAUGUCCAUACGGCAUUCUUGCAACCCACUGAUGUUGCAGAGGACCAAGAUGAGGAGCCGCCAUCCGGGUCCAUGAAUGCUAGCAAUCAGACAGAGGUGGAGUUUUCCUCUAUAAAGGAUGAGUUUGUGAUCGCAGAAGAUUUAUCAGGUCAGAGUGCAGCUGCAUUGGGGAGUGGAAGUUACUAUGGCCACAGUCCAGGAUAUUACGGUCAGCAUAUUGCCCCUAACCCCAAACCAACCAACAAAUUUUUUCAGUGCAAGUUCUGCGUGCGCUACUUCAGGUCAAAAAAUCUCCUCAUAGAACACACUAGGAAGGUCCAUGGAGCUCAAGCUGAAGGGAGUUCACCGGGACCUCCUGUCCCAGGGUCCUUAAAUUAUAAUAUCAUGAUGCACGAAGGAUUUGGAAAGGUAUUCUCUUGCCAGUUUUGCACAUACAAAUCACCUCGGAGGGCAAGGAUAAUUAAGCAUCAGAAGAUGUACCACAAGAACAGUCUGAAGGAGGCCACAGCGCCACCACCCGCUCCUGCUCCACUGUCAGACCCUGGGGUCCCGCCCGUGUCCUUGCAGGACCCCUGCAAGGAGCUACCAGCAGAGGUUGUGGAGCGCAGCAUCUUAGAAUCCAUGGUCAAGCCUUUGACCAAGUCUCGAGGCAACUUCUGCUGUGAGUGGUGCAGCUACCAGACCCCCCGCCGAGAACGCUGGUGCGAUCACAUGAUGAAGAAACACCGUAGCAUGGUCAAGAUCCUCUCCAGUAUCAGGCAGCAGCAAGAAGGGACUAACGCACCAGAAGUGCAGAACAGUAAUGAACCCAGCCCCACAUCCAACUCCCCCUACCUGUCCAUGAAUGCUGCAAGCCGGGAGAUGCCCAAUACUAACGUCUCCAGUUUCAGGGGCUCCAUGGGCAACUCCAUCAUGAGACCUAACUCUUCUUCAGCUUCCAAGUUUUCUCCUAUGUCUUACCCUCAGAUGAAGCCGAAGUCACCUCAUAAUUCUGGCCUUGUGAACUUGACAGAUAGGUCCCGCUAUGGCAUGUCUGACAUGACUAAUUCGUCUGCUGACCUGGACACUAAUAGCAUGCUGAAUGACUCUAGUUCUGAUGAGGAGUUAAAUGAGAUAGACAGUGAGAAUGGUUUGAGUGUCAUAGAUCACCAGGCAUCGGGCCUGUCUGCGGAGCAGCUGAUGGGCUCCGAUGGCAACAAAUUGCUAGAGACCAAGGGGAUCCCAUUUAGAAGGUUCAUGAAUAGGUUCCAGUGCCCCUUUUGCCCUUUCCUCACCAUGCACCGGCGCAGCAUUUCCCGCCACAUAGAGAACAUCCACUUAUCGGGAAAGACGGCCGUCUACAAAUGUGAUGAGUGUCCAUUUACUUGUAAGAGCUCGUUAAAACUUGGGGCUCAUAAACAGUGUCACACGGGUUCGUCAGAUUGGGAUGCUGUGAAUUCUCAAAGUGAAAGCCUCUCUUCCUCUUUGAAUGAAGGUAUGGUAUCUUACGAGAGCUCCAGCAUCAACGGAAGAAAGUCGGCAGUCAUGCUGGAUCCCCUGCAGCAGCAGCAGCAGCCGCCACAGCCACCUCCGCCUCCGCCACCGCCACCGCCACCCUCACAGCCACUGCAGCCGCCGCCCCCCACGCAGUUGCAGCCACCACACCAGGUGCCACCCCAGCCGCAGCCGCCGCCCACGCAGCCGCCGCCGCCCACGCAGGUCCCACCCUUGCAUCCUUACAAGUGCACUAUGUGUAGCUACUCCACCAUGACUCUCAAAGGGCUAAGAGUCCAUCAGCAGCACAAGCACUCAUUCUGCGACAACUUGCCAAAAUUCGAGGGGCAGCCCUCAAGCCUGCCCCUGGAGAACGAGACGGAUAGCCACCCCUCUUCCAGCAACACUGUGAAGAAAAGCCAGACCUCAAUUCUUGGGUUGUCCUCCAAGAAUAACUUUGUAGCUAAGGCCUCCAGGAAGCUCGCUAAUGACUUUCCCCUCGACUUAUCGCCUGUGAAGAAGCGGACGAGGAUCGACGAGAUAGCGAGCAACUUGCAGAGCAAAAUCAACCAAACCAAGCUGCAGGAAGAUGCGGUCAUCAGCGUUGAGGACGAUGAGGAGGAAGACGAUGACAACGAAGUAGAGAUAGAGGUUGAGCUGGACAGAGAAGAAGAGGCGGCGGAAGCCAUCAUGGAGGUCCCCACUUCCUUUUCAGCCCAACAGAUUUGGGCCAGAGACACCAGUGAGUCCCAGAAGGAGCCCAGCUACAGGAGUAUCACCCAUGACUACAAUGCCACCAAUGGGGCGGAGAUUGAACUCACGCUUUCCGAAGAUGAAGAGGAUUAUUACGGCCCUUCAGCAAGCAUGAAAGAUCACCAAGUGUCCAACGCGACCCUGCUGAACACCCAGGCCCCCAUCUAUGGGGCAGAGCACAGUAAUGAAAACACAGAUUUCGGUGACUCUGGAAGGCUUUACUACUGUAAACACUGUGACUUUAAUAACAAAUCCGCCCGGAGUGUUAGCACGCACUACCAGCGGAUGCACCCAUACAUUAAGUUCAGCUUCAGGUAUAUCUUGGACCCCAAUGACCACAGCGCAGUGUACAGGUGCCUGGAGUGCUACAUCGACUACACCAACUUUGAAGACCUCCAACAGCAUUAUGGGGAACAUCACCCAGAGGCCAUGAAUGUACUCAACUUUGACCACUCAGACCUGAUCUACCGAUGCCGCUUUUGUUCCUACACAAGCCCAAAUGUCAGAAGCCUGAUGCCGCAUUACCAAAGAAUGCAUCCCACGGUGAAAAUCAACAACGCCAUGAUAUUCUCAAGCUAUGUGGUGGAUCCGCAGGAAGGGCUGAGUGCCGAGUCCCAGACCCUGCGGGAGAUCCUGAACUCGGCUCCCAAGAGCAUGGCGACAUCCACACCCGUGGCUCGUGGCGGCGGCACGCCAGCUGCCUUCCACAAAAACACUCCUCCCAAGACCUUCACUCCGGAGUGUGAGAACCAGAAGGACCCCUCCGUCAACACCGUUGUUGUGUACGACUGUGAUGUUUGCUCUUUUGCAAGCCCCAACAUGCACUCUGUGCUGGUUCACUACCAGAAGAAGCACCCCGAAGAAAAGGCCUCGUACUUUAGGAUCCAGAAAACCAUGCGCAUGGUGUCUGUGGACAGAGGCUCUGCCCUUUCCCAAUUGUCAUUUGAGGUGGGUGCUCCAUUGUCUCCCAAAAUGUCCACCAUGGGUUCCCCGCCCCCCCCGCAGCCCCCCCCACCAGACCUCAGUGUAGAGCUUUACUACUGCAAACACUGCUCCUACAGCAAUCGGUCGGUCGUGGGGGUGCUUGUUCACUACCAGAAAAGGCACCCAGAAAUAAAGGUCACUGCCAAAUACAUCAGACAGGCCCCUCCCACAGCUGCCGUGAUGACAGGGACGGAAGGGCUCCAAGACUCCCCCCGGCCUGCCCCCAUGCAGCUGAACCGGAGCAGUUCCGAGGGGGACUGCCCUCCCGUGGAGACCGAGAUGUUCUUUUGCCAGCACUGUGAUUACGGGAACCGGACGGUCAAAGGUGUCCUCAUUCACUAUCAGAAGAAGCACCGGGACUUCAAGGCCAAUGCAGAUGUCAUCAGGCAGCACACAGCCACCAUCAGGAGCCUCUGUGAUCGAAACCAGAAGCCUGCCGGCUGUGUGCUUCUCCCUGCUUCUGGUAUGGAGCGGGACAAAACGAAACUCCGAGCGCUUAAAUGCAGGCAGUGCUCAUAUACCUCCCCCUAUUUCUACGCGCUGCGGAAGCAUAUCAAGAAAGACCACCCCGCCCUGAAGGCCACAGUCACGUCCAUCAUGCGAUGGGCGUUCCUGGAUGGCUUGAUAGAAGCCGGCUACCACUGUGAGUGGUGCAUCUACUCCCACGCGGAGCCCAGCGGUUUGCUCCUGCACUACCAAAGGCGGCACCCCGAGCAUUACGUGGAUUACACCUACAUGGCUACCAAACUCUGGGCUGGGCCAGACCCAUGCUCUCCCACUCUGAGCAUGCCAGCCGAAGCCAAAACCUACAGAUGCAGGGACUGUGUUUUUGAAGCCGUCUCCAUCUGGGACAUCACCAACCACUACCAAGCCUUCCAUCCCUGGGCCAUGAAUGGUGACGAGUCUGUGCUGCUGGAUAUCAUCAAGGAGAAGGACGGCGUGGACAAGGCCCUCCUCGCACCUGAAGAGUUGAUAGGCCCCGUGAAUUGCGAAAACAGCCUGCCCACCCCCCUCCCCGAGCAGGAAGCCGAGUGCCCGGAGGACGCCAGACUUUCCCCAGAGAAGAGCAUUCACCUGGCUUCGGCUAACCCUGCCAUAUCUUCCACCCCGUACCAGUGCACCGUGUGCCAGUCUGAGUACAACAACUUGCAUGGCCUCCUCACCCACUACGGGAAGAAGCAUCCGGGCAUGAAAGUGAAGGCUGCCGAUUUUGCGCAGGAUAUUGACAUCAACCCGGGCGCCGUCUACAAGUGCAGGCAUUGUCCGUACAUCAACACACGCAUCCACGGGGUCCUGACCCACUACCAGAAGCGACACCCGGCCAUCAAGGUGACCGCCGAGGACUUUGUGCACGACGUCGAACAGUCUGCUGACAUAUCCCAGAACGACGUGGAAGAGACGAGCCGGAUUUUCAAACAAGGGUAUGGCGCCUACCGGUGUAAGCUGUGUCCGUACACGCAUGGCACUCUGGAGAAACUCAAAAUCCACUAUGAGAAGUACCACAACCAGCCUGAGUUUGAUGUCUUUUCCCCAUCCCCCCCGAAGCUGCCAGUCACCCUGGAGCCUGAGAUAACCACUGAAGUGAGUCCCUCCCAGAUCUCAGUGACCGAGGACGAGGUGGGAGAGGACCACAUGUCUACUUCUCAUUUCUCUACCUCGCAUCUGGUCUCCCACACUGUGUUCCGGUGCCAGCUCUGCAAGUACUUCUGCUCCACGAGGAAGGGCAUUGCCAGGCACUACCGAAUCAAGCACAACAACGUCCGCGCCCAGCCCGAGGGCAAGAACAAUCUCUUCAAGUGCGCCCUGUGUGCCUACACCAACCCCAUCCGCAAGGGACUGGCAGCCCACUACCAGAAGCGCCACGACAUCGACGCGUAUUACACCCACUGCCUUGCGGCCUCCAGGACCAUCAGCGACAAGCCCAACAAGGUGAUCAUCCCUUCCCCACCCAAAGACGACUCCCCCCAGCUGAGCGAGGAACUGCGGCGGGCCGUGGAGAAGAAAAAGUGUUCCUUAUGCUCCUUCCAGUCCUUCAGCAAGAAAGGCAUCGUGUCCCAUUACAUGAAGCGCCACCCGGGGGUGUUCCCAAAGAAGCAGCACGCCAGCAAGCUGGGGGGCUACUUCACCGCCGUCUACGCAGACGAGCAUGAGAAACCCCCGCUGACGGAAGAAGAGGAGAGGAGCAGCUUCGAGAGGGCCGAGGCCGAGGGCGAGGCUCAGGACGUGGAGUGGCUCCCGUUCCGCUGCAUCAAAUGCUUCAAGCUGUCCUUCAGCACGGCGGAGCUGCUGUGCAUGCAUUACACGGACCACCACAGCCGGGACCUGAAGAGGGACUUCGUCAUCCUCGGCAGCGGCCCCCGCUUCCAGAGCUCCACCUUCCAGUGCAAGCACUGUGAUAGCAAAUUGCAAAGCACGGCCGAGCUGACCUCACACUUGAGCAUUCACAAUGAGGAAUUCCAGAAGCGUGCCAAACGUCAGGAGAGGAGGAAACAGCUUUUGAGCAAGCAGAAAUAUGCAGAUGGUGCUUUUGCAGAUUUCAAACAAGAGAGGCCUUUUGGUCACUUAGAAGAGGUGCCAAAGAUCAAGGAGAGGAAAGUGGUUGGCUAUAAGUGUAAAUUCUGCGUGGAAGUGCACCCAACGCUUCGGGCCAUCUGCAACCACCUCCGGAAGCACGUCCAGUAUGGCAACGUCCCGUCUGUGUCCGCUGCCGUGAAGGGGCUGCGUUCUCAUGAGAGGAGCCACCUGGCCCUGGCCAUGUUCAGCCGCGAGGACAAGUACAGCUGCCAGUACUGUUCCUUUGUUUCUGCGUUCAGGCACAACUUGGACCGUCACAUGCAGACCCAUCACGGACACCACAAACCAUUCCGCUGCAAACUCUGCUCUUUCAAGUCCUCCUACAACAGCCGGCUGAAGACACAUAUCCUCAAAGCCCACGCUGGUGAACAUGCCUACAAGUGUUCUUGGUGCUCAUUUUCCACCAUGACAAUCAGCCAGUUGAAGGAACACUCCCUCAAGGUCCACGGAAAAGCCCUGACCCUUCCCCGGCCUCGGAUUGUCAGCCUCCUCUCCUCACACGCCCACCACCCUCAAAAGGCUACCUCAGCCGAAGAGGUGGAAGACUCCAACGAUUCCUCGUACUCGGAGCCCCCCGACGUCCAGCAACAGUUGAAUCACUACCAGUCAGCUGCCCUGGCAAGAAACAACAGCCGCGUUAGCCCCGUGCCCCCCGCCGGGGCUGCCGCUGGCACGGAACAGAAGGCGGAAGCUGUUCUCCACUGCGAAUUCUGUGAAUUCUCCUCUGGCUACAUCCAGAGCAUCAGGCGCCAUUACCGGGACAAGCACGGGGGCAAGAAGCUUUUCAAGUGCAAAGACUGCUCCUUUUACACGGGCUUUAAAUCUGCUUUUACGAUGCACGUGGAUGCUGGGCAUUCGGCGGUCCCCGAGGAAGGCCCCAAAGAUCUCCGCUGUCCUCUCUGCCUCUACCACACCAAAUACAAACGCAACAUGAUCGACCACAUAGUGCUGCACCGAGAAGAGCGAGUUGUCCCCAUUGAGGUGUGCCGUUCCAAACUGUCAAAAUACUUGCAGGGAGUAGUUUUCCGCUGUGAUAAGUGUACCUUCACCUGCUCCAGUGACGAGAGCCUCCAACAGCACAUAGAAAAGCACAAGGACCUGAAACCUUACAAAUGCCAGCUCUGCUACUAUGAGACCAAGCACACGGAGGACCUGGACGGCCACCUUCGGGACGAGCAUAAGGUCAGCCGUAACUUCGAGCUGGUUGGACGGGUUAACUUGGAUCAGCUGGAACAGAUGAAGGAAAAGAUGGAGAGUUCCAGCAGCGACGACGAGGACAAGGACGACGAAAUGAGCAGCAAGGCUGAAGACAGAGAACUGAUAUUUUCCGACCGAGGGACUGGGGUGAACGCCGAGAAGAGGUUUCCAUGUGAAUUCUGUGGACGGGCAUUCUCUCAGGGCUCUGAGUGGGAGAGACACGUGUUGAGACACGGCAUGGCGUUGCACGAUACCAACCAAGUGAGCAGUGACGAAGUCCAUCCCAAAGAGUUGGUAGAGGACGGGAUGCAGCUGCCCUCCAUAGAGGCGAAAGAGGAUGACGAGCCAAUCGGGUUGGACUUUUCCCUAAAGAGUGAGACCGUAGCCAUCUGUGUCGUAGCUGCCGACAAAUCUCUCCUGGAGACUGCAGAGGCCAAAAACGAGUAAAGGCUUGGUGAAAUCCUUAUCAAACCUUACUUGAACCGUGAUGAAAACAUGGGAGGGGUCCGGCGUGGGCUGAGAAGGGAGGGGACCGAGAAGAGAAGACAGAACAAAGCUGCUUUUAGGACCGAGCAAUCUACUUUCAGGGCACUGGUACCUGUGUGAGUGAGUAUGUAAAUUAAAGUUAUUUAAAUGGUUGGAAUAUGUGGCUCCGUUCCCGUCACUCCAUCCUUCCUUCCGGAUCUCCACCCACGGAAGUCUUCAUCUGCUGCGGUUUGGGAAGCGCGUUCCACCGGGCACAGCGGGCACUCUCCGGGACCCUCGGACAGUGGGGUGGCAACCCGAGCUCGGGGACCGCGGAAGACUUCUCCUAGGGGAGCAACAUUCUGGGCGCACGACUUUCAGUGCGUUUUUCUAGUUUUAAUACCUUAAGCUUUUUCAAGACCUAACUGCAGCCGCUUUGGGAGAAAAAAAAAAUAACAGGACAGAAAACAAACAAAAAAAAAACUGCUUUGCAUAAAACAGUCACCUGUUUCCUAGUACCUCAGACUUAACCAAGGGAAAUCUCUGCAUUUGUCUGUACUACCUGUCGCCCUUGUGGUUAAAUGUAGAGAGAGCUGCUGGACAGGAUGGUGAAUGGAGGAAAAAAAAAGAGUUUUAAAGAAAGGAACACAAAUUGUGCUUAAAAUCCCCACGUGGGUUUUAUUUCUUAAAAUACUGUGAUUUUUUUAAUUAUUUUAGUAAAAAACAAAACAAAAAAAAAAAGAAACAAGACUUUAAUUACUAGAUAACUGUGUGUGAAUUGUCACCCUGUACCCCAGGUAAGCUGUUUAUUAGUGUUCAGCUAUAAUUUAGAGUUCGGUAGGUUCGUGUGAACUAAUUUUAAGGUGAUUGUGGGGUUUCGUUGGCCACAAGUUUUAUUUUCUCUCAAUUUGAGUGUUACAAACACAGCACAAACUCCGUUGUCGUCCCCCCCAACCCCCAUUAAGUUGUUCUUUGUGCAUUUGUUGUUUUAAUUUGAGGUCAAGGGAGAGUUAACAGGAUUUGUGUGUGUGUGUGUGUGUGUGUGUGUGUGUGUGUGUGUGUGUGUGUGCGUGCACAAAGAUUUUCGUAAUUUCAAACACGGACAUAACAAAGAGAUUAACUUCCCUUUCUGUCGUUGUUUUGCUUUGCUUUUAAUUUAACUAAAGAACCAAACCCCGGCACAGCUAUGCAGGAGCGUGUGGUCCAGACAAAGAGGUCCUCUCUCACCCUUCCGUUUUUUCUCUCUCUCAAACAAACACGUCAUCGCCUCACACCAGCAACUUCUGUUCCACUGGGCUGCCUUCCGUGUGUGAUUUGAACUCUGUGUUUUGUUUGGGCAUCGUGUAUUGGGAGGCUUUCUCGCCUCUUUUGGGAGCCGUCCCUGUCGGGAGCGUGGGCAUGAGAUGGCGUGCCCUACAGGGAGCCUGGGAAAUGCUAUUUCUCUUUCCCUCCAUCGGUUCUGUGUCUACACACACACACACACACACACACACACACACACACACACACUAGCUUUUUUCUGUUUUCCUUCUUUCGGAGAGAGAAGCUUAGACUAAACCGUAAGUCUACAUUUAUAGUAUGUUCUCAUUGUGAACAGGGGUUUUGUUCCAAAAAGUAGAGAAGCGUUUUCUUGAAGCUUAGGUUUUAGGUGAGUGAGUGAGUGUGUGUGUGUGUGUGUCUGUGUCUGUGUCUGUGUCUGUGUCUGUGUGUCUGUGUCUGUCUGUCUGUGUGUGUGUGUGAUGAGUGUUUGUGGGCCAAUGUAAGUCUUUUGGUUAUCAUGUGUCUUUUUGUUUUGUUUUUGUUGUUGGAUUUUUUGUUUGUUGGUUUUUUUUAACUUGGAAGGGUUGAUGGGCUGGGGGGAGGGCCAGGAGGGGUGACGGAUGACUGAGGUGACAGUGUCCCACAUAGCUUCAAAUAAAAUCCAUGGAAAGAUGUCCAAUUUGUGAAGUAAGUACUUACUUGAAAAGCAUGUUCUUGUUUUUGGGUUUUUUUUGUUUUUGUUUUUUUAACUAUUAAGAAUUUUUAUUUGUAGGAUGUUAAUUUAAUUUUUUUUUAGGGUUGGGGGGCCUUCAUAUGGAAAGCAGAAAAGGGGAAAGUGUGAACUAUCUAGAAAGAUUCCUUUGUGUCCUUAUUUGUUUCUGAUUGGCCUCAUCUCAAGUGUACUAAACAGUUUCAUACCUGGAUUGAAUAUUUGUGACGGUUACCAAAACAGCAGACAAACAAAACAACGAAAGAAAGAAAAAGAAAAAUAAUUGUGACAUGCUUUGAUCGCUACCUUAUUUUUCAAAUAUCAUGUAAAUAUUGUAAUCCAUUGGAUUUUGUUUUGCUAACCUGUUAAUAAAAAUAUGGGACCAUUAUCCUUUUUAACAAAGAUAGAAUGUCAUUUUUUUUCCUUUUUCAAACAUAUACCUGAUAUUUUGUGGCCGCACAUUUUGGAUGCAUUCUGUUUCUGUUGACUGUAAUGACAUAUAAUUUACAACAUUUUUUGUUGUUGUUUAAUUUAUACAGAGGACACUUUUUUUCAGAGCUUGAGAGAAGAAAAUAAAUAGCAAAAUGAUAACCUAUUGACUCCAAUAAUCAGUGUUUCCUGAAACUUCAUGAAAGACAGAGGGACCCUGACACACAAAAAAAAUAAUAAUAAAAAUAAAAACCACAAGUAGGUUAUUCAAGUUGUUUGCAACAUACAUUUUGUAAUGAAAUGUGAGAAAUUAAUAAAGAAUUUUUUUCACAUGUG